ACUUCAGUUCAGUAGGUGGCGGUAAUGCACCAAAAGCUGCCAACCGCCAAUAAACAGUACAAGAAGAAGAAGAAGAAGCAGAAGCAGCAGCGACCUUUCUCUGAAAACAUCCUGUUCGGCGCAGCAAAAUAUUGUAUAAUGAACCUGUUCUUCAUGAGAGCUAGCAUUUGAUCAUCUGUAUUGAAAAUUUGUGAUUUUCACACAGCUGUUGUUAAACAAAGCACUGAGUUUGGUGUCCUGUUUGAUGUAAAGUGGCAGCCAUGAGCGACAGUCACCCUCUGCGCCCGCUGGGCUCGGCAGCUGAGGUUGACCACAUGCACCUUCUCUCCGAGCAGCUGGCAGCGUUGGUGCCCGCCGAGGAAUACAGCGACGUCACGUUUCUGGUGGAGGAGAAGCGGUUUCCUGCUCACAGAGUCAUCCUGGCUGCUCGCUGUCAGUACUUCAGAGCUCUGCUGUACGGUGGGAUGCGGGAGUCUCAGCCGCAAGCCGAGGUCCGUUUGCAGGACACUCGAGCGGAAGCGUUCUCCAUGCUCCUGCGCUAUCUGUACACAGGCAGAGCCAACCUGAGCGAAGCCAAAGAGGAAACACUGCUGGACUUCCUGGGCUUGGCGCACCGCUAUGGUCUCCAGCCACUAGAGGCCUCCACCUGUGACUACCUGCGCACGCUGCUCAACGCACAGAACGUAAGUUUGAUCUUCGACGUGGCCAGUCUGUACCACCUGAGCAGCCUGGCCGAGGCAUGCUGUUCCUACAUGGACCGGCACGCUGUGGAGGUGCUCAAGUCCGACGGCUUUCUCGCACUCUCCAAGUCGGCCCUGCUGACCGUAGUGCAGAGAGACUCGUUCGCAGCGAGUGAGAGAGAGAUCUUCCAGGCCCUGUGUCGCUGGUGCAAACAGAACAGCGAGGACCCCGGUGCACGCGAGGUGAUGUCAGCCGUGCGGCUGCCCCUGAUGAGCCUGUCCGAAAUGCUCAACGUGGUCCGACCCUCUGGCCUCCUGAGUGCCGAUGAGCUGCUCGACGCCAUCCAGACCCGCUCGGAGAGGAGGGACAUGGAGCUCAACUACCGUGGCAUGCUCAUCCCAGAAGAGAACAUAGCCACUAUGAAGCAUGGAGCCGUGGUAGUGAAAGGCGAGCUGAAGUCGGCUCUGCUGGACGGAGACACUCAGAACUACGACCUGGACCACGGCUUCACCAGACACCCGAUAGAGGACGACGGACGCAGCGCAGGGAUCCAGAUCCGCUUGGGCCAGCCAUCCAUCAUCAACCACAUGCGCCUGUUGCUCUGGGAUAAAGACAGCAGAUCCUACUCUUACUACAUUGAGGUGUCUAUGGACGAGCUGGACUGGGUGCGAGUGGUGGAUCACUCCAAGUUCCUGUGUCGCUCCUGGCAGAACCUCUAUUUCCAAGCCCGUGUCUGCAGGUUUAUCCGUGUUGUGGGGACACACAACACCGUCAACAAGGUCUUCCAUUUGGUGGCUCUGGAAUGUAUGUACACACAGCAUCCUUUCAUCCUGGAGAAUGGCCUUCUGGUCCCCAGUGAGAAUGUAGCGACAGUGCAGGCGUGUGCGAGCGUGGUGGAAGGCGUGAGCCGCUGUCGAAAUGCCCUGUUAAACGGAGACACAAACCACUACGACUGGGACUCGGGAUACACCUGCCACCAGCUGGGCUCCGGAGCCAUCGUCAUCCAGCUCGCCCAGCCUUACCUGCUUGGCUCCUUGAGGUUGUUGUUGUGGGACUGUGAUGAGCGAAGUUACAGUUAUUAUGUGGAGGUCUCCACUAAUCAGCAGCACUGGGUCCGAGUGGUGGAUCGCACUCGAGUGGCGUGCAGGUCAUGGCAGACGCUGCUGUUUGAGAGACAGCCAGCUUCCUUCAUUCGCAUUGUGGGGACGCACAACACAGCUAAUGAGGUGUUUCACUGUGUGCACUUUGAAUGCCCGGCUCAGCUUGACACCGAGGUCAAAGAGGGCACUCCAGGCUUGGAGCCCCCAAACAAAGACCACAGUACCCAGCAUGCUCAGCACUCCCAGCUCCAGGGCCUCACCGCUGAGAGAUCCACCACUUCCUCCUUGCACACAUAGGAAUGUGAAUCUUGCAGUGUUUGCUCAAACGUAUGCAUAUGACAAAACACAUCAGGCGCUUCUGUCAUAGGUUUGUGUCCCAGCAUUACGUGCUGCUAAUAGUAUAUAAACAAAAAUAUAUUUAUAAUAAAAUUCCUUAGUUAUCGUUAUGGGGUUGAUGAUAUUUAUGAAGACAUUGCUGUAUAUGGGCACUUAGUUUAUUCUGUUCCAACUACUACACAAUCUUUGGAGUCUUUUUACUGUGGAUAACUUCCUAGAAUGUUUUCAUCGCUUUUAACGGUGUAAUUCUUUUUUUUUUCCUGGAUGGAUGCAUGAUAUUAGAAGUGAAAAUAUAUAUAUAAAAAAAUUAGUAUUUCUGUCUUUUUUUUUUUUUUUCUCCUAUGAAUGGUAGACAAUGAGACACAUCAAUCAGAAAGCCACGAGGGUUCCAAGAUAUGGACUGAGUUAAAAAGGGAAAUGGUUAAACACCAAUACUGGCGUCGAAAUUCUAUGCAUAUGCCCCAGUUUGGGUGUGUGCACGUGUGUGCGUGUGUGUGUAUUAAAGAGAGCUCGGAUUUCAUUCGGCACUUGAAGGCAAUAGACAACGCCCAGAAGUGUUUCACGGUCUUCCUAUUGCCUAUAGGCAGUGUGAUGGGAUGGAAAAAAUGACAUACUUUUUUAUCAGUUUGUAGUUUCAUUUGAUGUUGUUGAACUUUGAAACAGUUCCUGUUAUCACUUACGUUACAGCAGCUAAAACUAGUUAUUCCCUUACCUCCCUGUCUUUAUUUUAAAGCUCUUCUUAACUUUAUGCAACAAAAAACCCCCAAACGUAGGUUGUCAUAUUACCAAGAAACCUCGAAGCACAAUUUCCUCCGCAAGACGACUCCUCGUGUCUAAAAACUUAAAUGUAAGUGAACUGAACUGUAUAGGUCCAUACCUGACCGGAUAUCAGAUGCGUAGUGAGUUGAAGUGUGUGCAGACGUUAUGUGUUGAACUGUAUUGCUUUCUAUACUGUAUUGUAUACUGGGAAUCGAGAUGUGUAUCGUAUAGCCUGGAAGAGGGAGAUUCACAGACCUAGUAAUAAGCGUUUGAGGUUUUGAAUUGUCGGUACGUUCAACGUCAUGGAAUUGUGAAACAGCUAGUUCCUGUUAUCAGUUGUGUUAUAGCAGCUGUCGUCUAGUCUAGGAUGGUUAUUUAGCGUUUUCAAAGGGACUCUACAGUGUCUUUGUAACAGUCUGAGGUUAACAAGUUGUACCUUUUUAAUUUUCCAGACACGGGAAAGUCUUCAGGGUGGAUGGCUUUGCAGUUUCAUGAUAAGAAUGUGGUGACAUGAUGAACAUAAAGAAAUGUUUAUAGCUGCUCUAACAUAUGUGAUCAUUGCAGCUAUCUUGCAACUUAUAUAGUUAGUGAAACUGCCCAAUUUGGGGGGUGUGCUGUUAUAUGGAAAAUAAUCAACUUUGGGGUGGUAAUUCCCCAUGCUGUUUUAUUCCUUCCGUAUUAAACACCCCCCUCACCACCCCGUUUAUAAAUACUCGAACGACUUGAAAAGACGUUCAUGUCCUACACCUAUGUCGUAAAUUAGUCAUUUACGACAAUUCUGAUCAGCACAUGAAGGAAGCACAUGCGUAGCGUAGCUUUACGAAUCGAUUCACUUCAUACGAACAGAAUCUUUUGUCGAAUGAAGCAUGUUGUAACGGGUACGUAGAAUUCUAAAGCGCUCGAAUGCUCGAUUUUAGGAUUUUGAAACUUUACCAUGGUCAUGCAGUCACAAUCUGUAGAACGUCUUUUUUUUAUUUUGUAUCUUUUUAAAGCAUGUUUGACGAUUCAGAUAAGGUGAAUCAAUUCCCGUGAACUGAUUCAAAUGAUUGGAAUCUUUGAAAAGAAAGGAAAGGGUGCUACUGCUAUUCCUGAGAGAGUGUUUUAGGCUUUUAAGUCAUAUGUAUUGAAACAAACAAACAAAAAAAUUAUAAUUAAUUUAUUUUUGUGGUGGAAAAAGUUAGCGUAGUGUUGAUAUAUCUCCGUAUUGUGUCGGUGUCUGAAGCCUACAGCGUACAGGUUUCCGUAGUGUUGUGGUUAUCACGUUCGCCUAACACCCCAUAGGCCAGUCGCGUGUAGGUGUAGAGCCCUGACUAGCCAAUAGAAAGCGAGGAAAAUCCGGGAGGCGGGUCGGACGAUCCUAACUUAAAAA
This is a messenger RNA of Ictalurus furcatus (blue catfish), 4245 nucleotides long. RefSeq names its product BTB (POZ) domain containing 9 (gene btbd9). The transcript has 11 exons. Gene Ontology annotation, biological process: adult locomotory behavior; modulation of chemical synaptic transmission; circadian behavior. The record is from RefSeq and is a predicted model, not a curated record. NCBI's taxonomy places the organism in Eukaryota, Metazoa, Chordata, Actinopteri, Siluriformes, Ictaluridae. Bases 261 to 2078 code for a protein of 605 amino acids. Gene Ontology annotation, molecular function: protein binding.